Lampris incognitus (smalleye Pacific opah) is the source of this 1963-nucleotide messenger RNA. It is a transcript of the gene cep72, whose product is annotated as centrosomal protein 72. The record is from RefSeq and is a predicted model, not a curated record. The coding region runs from base 7 to 1707 and encodes 566 amino acids. Gene Ontology annotation, molecular function: protein binding. The transcript has 14 exons. NCBI's taxonomy places the organism in Eukaryota, Metazoa, Chordata, Actinopteri, Lampriformes, Lampridae.
UCGCGCAUGCGCGGACAUUCGAACAGCAUGGCGGCGGAGCGCUUGACGACCAUCACCGAGCGAUGGAUACGGGAGAGACUGAAGCUAAAGCGUCACUGUCUUGGAGAUGUCGGAUCACUGAGCCUCCCAGGGACUUACGAGGAGAAGAUCAGACACAUAGGAAGUGCACUGAGGAACUUUGUACGUUUAAAGACUCUCGAUCUCUCCUGUAAUGCCCUGGUCUCUGUUCAGGGGUUGCAUCACUUGAAGAUGCUGAAGAGGCUGAACCUGUACUAUAACUGCAUAUCCUCCAUGGAAGAGGUCAAACCGUUAUGUGACCUCCCGGCACUGACAGAGUUAGACCUAAGGCUGAACCCUUUUACCAAAAACGACCCACACUACCGCCUGUAUCUGGUGCAUACUAUGUCCAGCUUGCGCAAACUAGACGACUGUCCAGUCAGGGACACGGAGAGGAAAGUUGCCAUCAUCCAGUUCUCAUCGUUUGUACCUCAGCAGGAGCAACCCUCUUUGAAUCCAGCAGUUGACCAAAGAAGCAGUGCUCAGAGGUUGGCUUCAGUUGACUGCUUAACUAAGAAGCUCUCUCUCCUGGAUGCCACUGAUGAUGUUGUCUUGAACUUUGUGACAAAGCUUAAACACUACCAAAAACCCAGAGAUGGGUAUGUUUCAGAACCGGAGAGUUCUACUUCUCAAAAACAGGAAACAACUAAAUCCAUCCUCAGAUAUUCCGAGAUGAACCAUGGUCCUACCCAGUCCAAAGUGCCACAGAUGACGGAGUCAUCUCAGAAAAAAAGUUCUACCUCAUCAAAAGUGACUGAUAAACCAAAGGUGUCCUUUGGUCCCUAUGUGGAGAAAUACAAACCGGUCUCAAGAAAACCAAAGCAAAAGGGCUUUUCUGGCCAAACCAGACUUCCAGCAGCCAAAGGCCAUUUUACCCCUAAUCCUGGUCACUUGAUGGGGAACCAAUGUUCUUCUCCGAUGAACACCCAGCCUCCCAGUCCAACAAAUCAUGGUUUGAAUCUCUCUGACCCCUCCAACCCCGUCUUGCAUCCUCCAAGAGUCUCAUACUCUAGCUUCGACCGGACAGCAGGGGGCGUCAGCCAACCGCAAAAAGCUCAUCAACAGAGAAGAAGAGGCGGUUACAGAAAACCACUGGAGAUGCUUCUCAACCUCGUGGACAAGCACUGGGCAGGGGAGAGGUCACUCCAUCACAACAAUAACUUCCUGUCCGAGGCGGUCAAGAUCUUCUCCAUGAUGGAAAAUGACAUCUCGAGUCGAGAAGCCGAGGUCAGGGCCCUGAGAGGGGAAGUCGACGCACUCAGCCAGCAGGCGGAUGUACGAGAGGAAGCGCAUAAAUUAGAAGUCCGUAAUCUCUCAUCCCAGCUCGAGGAGGCUCAGAAUGCGGUGGACAAUUUGAAUGAGCAAUUGAGGAUUGUCUUGAAGGAGAAUGUUGCUCUGCAGAGACAGCAGAUCAAAUUGGAACAGCAGUACCUCAAGUCCGUGAUGAACAAUUCACCUAUUACUCAGAUAAAGGAGGCACAGACAGAAGUGGCGAGGCUUAGGAAAGAGAUAGAGGGGCUUAGAGAAAAGGUCUGGGAGGCUGAGAAAGUGAAAGAAUUGGCAGAUAUGCUGCAGGAAAGCCACAGGUCACUGGUGGCGACCAAUGAGCAUUUGCUGGGUGGACUGAAGUCAAAUGGAGAGCGUUGCUGAGGAUCUGGAGGAAAAACGGCACAAGUACAAAAGUCUCAGGCGGUUGCCGAGCGGUCUAUCUGCAUGAGUGCUGAAAAAUACCAACCAUUGUUCUCCUUCACCUUGGUUUGCUGCAGUGGCCUUAUUAACUACUGACCCCUACCUAUUUUCCCUUUCCUUUAGAUGAUAUUUCCAUCACAUAUGCUAUAAAUGUAGCUUUAUUUGCAUAUCACUGCAGUGUAAAUUAUACCUUUUAUUUAUUCAUUUUUAGGUUGGA